Messenger RNA from Scylla paramamosain (green mud crab), 2010 nucleotides. RefSeq names its product protein FAM200C-like. Bases 698 to 1270 code for a protein of 190 amino acids. The record is from RefSeq and is a predicted model, not a curated record. NCBI's taxonomy places the organism in Eukaryota, Metazoa, Arthropoda, Malacostraca, Decapoda, Portunidae. The transcript is spliced from 6 exons.
GAGCUGAGGUGUGGUAGGUCAGCGUGAGGUGUAGGCAGUGUGUGGCAGGCAGUCAGUGUUGAAGGGUGAAGUGAAGUUUCCUUGCUGGCUAAACGGAAUCGCAUGUCUGCUUUAUCAUUGCGGCUGGUUUAGUUCUUUCCCAUUUGAAACCCAGUCUCAGCAAUAAAAGGUAUGCUUCAGGACAAGUCACUCAGUAACCCUGAUGACUCAUCGACGUGUCCAGUACGCGUCACUCACUGCCUGAGACGGUUCUGUUUCACACUGUCAGUUUCUCUGUGAGCAUCAGCCGAGAUAGGUAUAAGCUGACUAAACAAUAAAAAGUCCAAAAAGCGCACCUACUCUGACGCCUUUCUUCGCCAUAGCUUUGUGAAAUUACCUUUUAGUGGUGAGGAUCGGCCGCAAUGUGUGGUAUGUCACAAAGUCUUGACAAAUGAAAGCCUCAAGCCAUCAAAACUCUAAGCUCACCUCCAGAAGUGCCAUCCAGAUCUUCAAAACGAGAAUCAGGCUUAUUUUCAGCGCCGGGCUGUAGCACUGAAGAAUAUCCACUUCGGUUCGUCUGGAAUUCAAGCCCAAAAGCUUCAAGCUGCGGUCGAAGCAUCCUACUUUGUUGUAUAUAAAGUUGCCGAACAACAGAAAUCCCACACCAUUACAGAGAAUCUGAUUAUGCCUUGUGCAUACGAGAUGGUAAGCAAGUUUGAUGAAUCGUGACAUAGCCAGUUGUGCUGUUCUUGGGUUCGUCCGUUACGUUCACCAGGACAAGAUCAAAGAAAAGUUCCUAUUAUGCGAGGAUCUGCUGACAACCACGAAGGGAGAAGAUGUCUUCAAUAUCAUCAACAGUUUCUUUACCAAGAAUGGAUUGGAUUGGAACAGCGUUCAACAGGUCUCCGUCGAUGGAACACCGUCGAUGAUGGGUAGUCAUCGUGGAUUACAGGGCUUCAUACAAGCUGUGAAUCCAGAAAUUUAUGUAGAUCAUUGCAUCAUUCAUCGGUACUCUCUUGGAUCGAAAAGUCUGCCUGGUAAUCUGACGUUAGUGUUUGAAGAUGUGUUGAAAAUCGUCAACUUCGUCAAGUUCAGAGAUGUGAAUUCGCGUAUAUUCAAGGAGCUGUGCAAGGAAAUGGGAGAGCAGUAUCAAGUUCUGCUCUACCACACCGAUGUUAGCUGGUUGUCACGAGGCAAGGUUGUGCGUCGAGUCAUUGAGCUCCGAAAGACUACUCAGGAAUUCUUGAAACAAAAAGGAUCUUUUGCUACCAAGUGCACUGAUAGGGAGUGACUUGCUCAACUUCGUUACUUGGCUGACAUAUUUACAGAGCUGAACAGUGGUAAUCUGCAACCUCAGGGCCGAAACACGACUGUCAUUGAUGCCCAUCAAACUGUGACUGCAGUUCUGAGGAAACGGAGACUAGAUUCGGCGCUUGGAGAAAGGAGUGAUCGCCCAGUUCCCCAGUCUGCUGAGCAGUAUAGUCAUGAUACUGGAUCACUUCUACAGACAUCAACAAAGGGAUAAGCGACCAUUUGAAGGCAUUUGAAACAAGCAUGCAUCACUACUUUCCAGAGAGUGACCAAGAAACAGCCAGUCUUCAGUGGAUCAUUCAUCCCUUCUCUGUACCUGAUGAGGCCAUUCAUGAUAAUGAUUUCCCUGCAAAGGAGGAGUGGAUCAUUGUGAGCCAAUGAAGCUUUGAAAAUCGAAUUCCAAAACCAAAAUUAUUUCUUUUGGAUUUCACGACUAGCUGACUCGCCAACUCUGUCCAAGAGAGCCUUGAAGUUGUUGGUAUUAUCAACAACGUAUCUCUGCGAGAAGGGGUUCUCAACUGUGCUGGAGACGAAAACAAAAAAAGAGGACUCGCUUGAAUGUUGCAAACGAUGCCAGGCUGACACUUUCAACCACAAACCCAAGAAUUAUUCAACUAGCUUCAAGCUUGUAACUCCAUCCAUCCCACUGAUGUUCUUGACAUCUUUGGCAAUAGUCAUUAGAGAUGCACAAUGUUCAGAUACAAUAAAUAAAAGAAAAUA